UACGUUCCAGAUGACGUCAUCACGCUACAAGAAACAUGCGCAGGCGCACGGCCUACCAAGGAAGGAAGCAAAAUGUCGCUAGAAGACCCGUUUUUCGUUGUGAAGGGGGAGGUGCAGAAGGCGCUGUCCCGUGCCCGGAGUCUGUUUGAUAGAUGGGAAGAACUGUUGCAGGAUGGGACACAAGUGAGUCGAGAUGAGCUGGAUUGGAGUGCCAAUGAGCUGAGAAACUGUCUGAGGGCCAUAGACUGGGAUCUGGAGGACCUCAGUGAAACCAUCAGCAUCGUAGAGUCCAACCCAGGAAAGUUCCGGUUGGGUGAAUAUGAGCUCCAGGAACGGAGAGACUUUGUGGAACGAACCAGAACAUCUGUCCAGGAAAUGAAAGAUCAGCUGUCCAGCCCGUCUGCUGUGGCUCAGGCAGAGAAAAAGAACCGGCAGGCUCUUCUGACUUCAACAGGCCCGGACAGGUCCACAGGGCUGGAGGCUCACCUGGUUUCUGCAAACUCCAGAUAUAUCCAGGAGCAGCAGGAGCAGCAGCAGCUGAUCAUGCAGGAGCAGGAUGAGCAGCUGGAUUUGGUGUCGGGAAGCAUCCGUGUCCUCAAAGACAUGUCCGGACGGAUUGGAGACGAGCUGGACGAGCAGGCUGUCAUGUUAAACGAUUUUGGAGACGAGAUGGAUCAGACGUCAUCCCGUAUGGAUUCUGUCUUAAAGAAGCUGGAAAAGGUGUCUCACAUGACCAGCAGUCGGAGACAGUGGUGCGCCAUCGGGGUGCUGGUGGCCAUCAUGAUCGUGGUCCUCAUCUUGUUCUUCGCUCUGUGACGUGGAUGACCUCGCACACCUCAUCUUUGCUCACAGACUGCUCCUCAUUAGGAUGAAUGGACACAAAGAAGAACACCCCGCCCCCCCCCUUUUGUCACUCCUGUUCCUAAUGCUGAGAAGUGCCCGGUAUCCUGCAGAGGGGGUCUUGUCUUCUCUGUUUUUAAUUAAUCUGGUUCCAAUGGGGGUGGGGGUCUCUAAGCAGUGGAGUUUGAGGGCGACACACGCGGUAUUACCUGUUUUUUAUUUGUACGUUAUUUUUAGAAAGGAUGGAUUGCGAUGGGGGAAGAUGUGAUUUGGAACGAACAAAUCCGAUCUGUAGGUUUUUAUCAAAUCAAGUGGUGAUGUUAUGUUCUCCUGGAGGAGACCCUUUGCCACCUGCUUCCUGCCAUUUCUUAAAGCAGCAUUCAUUAGGACUAAAUCGAGAAAACUAAAGAUCUUUGCAAUCAACAGAAAUAACACAGGAGGGUUGUUGCCUUAAAUAUAUUUUUGUACUGUUUGAAAUGUUCAGCAGGCUGAUGAUUGGUCAGUAUUGGAAAGAUGCAUCGGUUUGGUACGAUGGUGCCUCUGCUGGCCGACGGGCUGCAGAUCCAUUCAACGUUUUUGUUUGUAAAAGAAAAAAAAACAGCUGCAGUGGGCAAAACAACAAGAGAAAGUAUAAAGUUGCCAAACAAACCAUUUAAUGUUCCCCGAUGGUGCUCCGCGUCAGCCGUGCGGCCUCACGCCCCCGCAGAUGUCUGAGCACACCAUUGGCCGGGGCUGUGUUGCUCUCACUGGGUGAUGACAGAUAACCUUGGCUUGGAGCGAAUGGCUUUGCCUCUUUUAUUGAGAAGCUUCAGCUAAUGAGGAGGAAUAGUUGCUGGGCAAGAUGACUCCAUGUGGAGCCCAGGUUUAAACCCACAGCGCCCUCUGCUGGACGCUUUGUGUGAUAUCUUUGUAUCGUCAUGCAUCAAAGUGCUGUACAUUAAUUACCAAAUGCAUUUGUUUAUUUAAAUAUUAUUGUGCAAAAACUUUA
Messenger RNA from Oryzias latipes (Japanese medaka), 1828 nucleotides. RefSeq names its product syntaxin 10 (gene stx10). Gene Ontology annotation, biological process: Golgi vesicle transport. NCBI's taxonomy places the organism in Eukaryota, Metazoa, Chordata, Actinopteri, Beloniformes, Adrianichthyidae. Gene Ontology annotation, cellular component: membrane. The record is from RefSeq and is a predicted model, not a curated record.